Caenorhabditis sp. 36 PRJEB53466 is the source of this 927-nucleotide messenger RNA. NCBI's taxonomy places the organism in Eukaryota, Metazoa, Nematoda, Chromadorea, Rhabditida, Rhabditidae. The record is from the annotation of a GenBank genome assembly.
AUGUCGCCAUCAGAAAGUAGUAAUCAGAAGGAUAUAUUUCGCGACACGCCUGUCAGAUAUUUGGGUGACAAAGACAGUCUUAAGGCGGCACAAAUGAAAAAUCACUUCAGGUUAUGCCAAUGAGGUCGGAGAAGCGUUUCGAUCGCUCGUCAAACCGGUAGUCGUCAAAUUUUCGUACGUCGUUGCCUUCGGAUAUGUGGCCGCCGAUUCGAUCGACAAAGGAUACAAAGAAUCACUGGUAAUGCUGCUCGGACCGUUGUCGAGGGUCUUCCGCAAAUAAAAAAUGUUUUUUGAAAAUUGGCAUGGAGCCUUGACGGUCACGGGUACAACGCAUUUUUUGAAAAUUGGCAUGGACCGGUGGCGGUUCGUGAAACCUGUAUAUGUAUUAUUAUGAAACCUGUAAGUUGACCUUGGAUCCUGCCUUUAGAAUCUGAUUAGUCAGAUAGAGUCCAAUUUUUUUUCAAAAUUUUUCAACAAAGUUGAACAUUUCACGUUCGGCCCGGCCUGGCCUGUUGGAAUUCUGGAAAACUGUAAAAUCAAUGCUUUUUUCAGAAAAGUCAUGUGAAUGAUGAGGAAAAAACCAAAAAAGUGGCGAUUGCAGCGGUGGACACGGUUCUAUGGCAGGCACAGUUCCAUUAUCAUUCUAAAAAAUCAAAUUUGGUUACAGACUUUUGCCUCCGUGCUCAUUCCGGGAUUCACCAUCAAUCGCUUUUGCUUCUUCACGAAUAUGCUGCUUCAAAAGUAAACUCUACCAGUCUUCUAGGGUUUUAAUUGAUCUUCUUCAGAUCUACCAAACUGCCCACCAAUCUGCGGAAAUGGACUGUCACGUGUCUCGGUCUUGCCACGAUCCCGUUCAUUGUCCAUCCGAUCGAUUCGUUCGUUGAAGAGGCGAUGAACAAAACUGCUCGCACCGUCUACCAAGACUAG